Molecule: messenger RNA, 5025 nt
Organism: Komagataella phaffii GS115
Lineage: Eukaryota; Fungi; Ascomycota; Pichiomycetes; Pichiales; Pichiaceae
Exons: 1
Coding region: 1-5025 (1674 amino acids)
Biological process (GO): meiotic chromosome separation; proteolysis
Cellular component (GO): mitotic spindle pole body; centrosome; nucleus
Molecular function (GO): cysteine-type endopeptidase activity
Source: RefSeq, a predicted model, not a curated record
AUGAACCGAGUCAAUGAUCAUAUAAAACUGCUUGAAUCAUAUAAAAGAAAUGAGCCAACGAUUUUGGCUGACAGAACGAACACCGCUGGACCGUUGUAUCCCUCCUUGAAUCUCAAAUCUCACACGGUCACUCCCUUUGGCCUGGCGUCAAUGCUGGUUCUGAAAAUGCCCUUAGACAUUUCUAGGAGUCCCUCAGAAGUUCAAAUGUAUGAACUGGCUUUUGAAGUUUUGCAUAAUGAAAUUGGCCGCUUGAAACGGUGCGAAGUUCAACAGGUUUUCAAGACAAGAUUGAUGUUUGCGGUCAAACUGAUGGAUAAUGAUCAGUUUGAAACGUGCUACCUUCAGCUGACAAAAACUUUCGUUGAAAUGAAUAGAAUGCUAAACGUGACGUUGAACGAUAGUGAAACUCCAAGUAUACAUCAAAUGAUCCAGUCAAUUCCAUACACCAAAGAACCAGCAGCGUUCAAUGGUAUCAUUGCAUCCUUCCAUACCGUCCUUCUACAGUACCUUUUCAAAGAGACGAAAGUGCUUACAACCCCUGACCAACUGGUUGAAUCCAUGCGUCCAAACUCCAACUUCUGGCAAUGGUUUCAUUCCUUAGAUAGUGACAGCCAAACCAAGAGAUCCCCCACUUUGAUCAAGUUAUUUCUUUCUUACACCCAAUACCCAACUAAUGUUUCCGUUCCUGUAGGCUCACAAAUUUGCUGUUUACUAAUUACGCUCAUGUUUAGCAAGUUCACGAAUAGUGUCCCAUUGGAACUCAUCCUAGAUAAUCUACAUUCAACCAUAGACCGAUUGAUCUCUGGAAAUCGAUUGGAGCCAAUAAAGAAACAAUGUCUACCAUUUCUGGAAACGCCACAAGAACUUCUAUUGGAUCACCCCAAGUUUCAGUCAGUACUAUCAGUCUUUGGGAGGCCGGCUAGACUUGAUCUUGAUCAGCUUACGAGUCAAGAUUCUAUUCAGCAUUUUAACACUUUAAUUAAUAAUUUGAUAUUAUCAAGCAAAGAGGACGAUGCAACACGAGAUUUUUCACAAUUGGAAUCCAUCUUGAGAAACUCAAAUCUCUUCUCUAGCACAAGCAUUCAGAACGAUUCGUUCAUCAAACAUAUUUACAAACUGGUUUCAUUUAUUAUCUAUUCUGAUAAUGCUAAAUAUUACGAAUACCUGCCCGUCAUACUGAAGCAAUUCAAAGCUAAUGAUUCUCUUUCACUGACAACCGUGGUUGUAGAGAUUCUAGAUUUGAUAGUGCGAUUUACAAAGAGUUUGGAUUCCAAAAUGCAUCAUGAAUUACUGUACACUCUUUUAACAGAUGUUUUCAAACUUUUUUACAAGAAGCUUCCAGAUAAUCUAAAUGAGAAGUUUCUCAACCGCAUCCAGGAUAUCUCAAAUAUUUUUUUUCAAACCGGGAUAAAUGUAUUCGAACUAAGUUUCAAAGCUAGCUUAAAACACUGGAUGUCAUCUAUUGAACUGGAAUAUGUUAUUCUAGUUCAACAUGAAACUGCUCAGCAAAAUCCGCUGUCAAGAUUUGAGUCUCUCAAAUUGAAAAAUGACAGAAUUGUUCAUAAAUUGAUAAACAACCUUUCUUUUCUUGAAGCACAGGAGUUUUUGUCCAACAGCUUCAAAAUUUACAAUGAUAACAUUUUGAAAUCAUCCCCCAAGUUAUCAUUUUUCCAGAAAGAAAAGAUGUUUGCCAAAACAUUAGACAUUUCAUUAAAACUGCUGGCGAAACUGAUAAUCAAAUCUUCAAAGCUAGACCUUGUUCUUCUUUCUGGAGGAAGCUCUCAGUUAAUGACUCUCAUAGUGGGUAAUCUGUUCAAUAUUUUAGCUUCUACCUCAUUGGUCAGAAAGAAUGAAAUAAUUGGUUAUUUAGUUGAGACCUAUCUUUUAUCGAAUACAGAUACGGGUUUAGCCAUAUAUGUUGCUUUUCAGUACUUCAAGAUCGCCGGUAUAGACAUACAGCUUUUCAAACUGAAGCCUAAUGUUACAGUCGACAAAAAAAGCUGUUUAGCGGACUACAGUCAUCUUUUCAUCUCCUUCGGUCUUCUCAUUGUUUGCUUGCAAAAUCGUCAAGUUAAUCAAUCACUAAUAACCAAAUCUUUUGAUUCUCUGUUAUACUGGUUUCAAAAGAAGAGCUUGUUUGUAAUUGAGAAUUACGAAGACGACGAAUCAUUAUUAAGUUUGGAGUUUGAGAUUCUUUCCUGUUAUGUCAGUUACGCUUCUUAUCAUGGUCUUUUUGCAUAUUCCUCAACUUUGAUCAAUACAUAUAAAUCUGAGAGAAUCUUUUUAUUGUCAAGCUACCAAAAAAGUUUCCUUGAUGGAAAAUUGUUUGACCUGGCAUUGGAAUUAAAGUCUUUAGAGAAAGCUAAUGCCUUGUUGAUUUCAAACAAGAAACAAGCAGAAAGUUUGACAUCCAAUCUUACGGGAGUCGAUUUUCUAGAGUCACUAGAGUGGAAACUUAAGGAGUAUCGCUAUUUAAUUAAUGCUGGCCAAACCCAAGAAGCAGAGACAAGGUUUUUUUACUUAAUUGAACUUUUUUCUCAUAAUGAGCACUUGCAACUUUCCAGUAAAUCAAUGACGAGAGUGAAACUAGUUCAAAUAUUGAUUCUUCAAUCAGAAUUAUUGUGGUUAUCUUCAGUUCUAUUUACUCACAGCAUACCUCACCAAAGCUACAAGCUUGGACGAAUGUCGUUGAAGAUACUUCAAAGUUUAGUUAAAAAGUUUCUUCCGAAUCUAUCUAACUUUACGGUGCAUGAAUUUAACAAUUUCAAAUGGCAAGUAUCUCGCUUAACGAUGAAAGUUCUAGAGCAGCUGAUCAAUCUUUUUGCAUGCUGGAGUUUGACAAAACAAGUCGAAUUUUAUUUGAACGAAUUCAAUAAAUUCUUAGAAUCACACAACUUUCCUGUUGUCUUCUGUUACGCAUCAUAUUUUAUGGCCGAAGCAUCACUACUGGUAGGGAAUACAUCUAGAGCUAGUGAGUUUCUAGUGCAAGCUGAUACCAUACAUGAAGAAUUACAAGUAACCGAUUAUUUACUGGAUCUCUCACAUCUUGCAGCACAUGGAUCCUAUUUCAUGGCAAUCGACGAGAUGGAUAGCGCCACAGAAUGCUAUAGAAAGUUUUGUCAAAUGUAUGACACUAUGAUGUGUGCAAACCAGAUAGACCAUACUACUAUGGAAAUUAAGGACAUGUUGAGUAAUGGGAUGCUAAGACAAUUCAGAUACUCUGAGGGGGAUCAGAUUUUGAUCAAACAACUGUGUACUGGAUUUGAAGUGAACUUAAUCUUAUAUGCAUCAUCCUUGAAAUUGGAAGCCAUCAACUCUUUUAGAUCAGCUCAUCCGUUAGUAAAACUCGCAAAAGAGUAUUACUCUCAUCCAUACCUUUCAAAUGAUGCCAUUAUACAGCAGCCCAGAUCAUCGUUCCGUGAUGACAGCGAUUACGAGGACUUGAUCGAAAGCUGUCAUACCGACUCACUGUUUUACAUGUAUCACUGGAAGAAAUUGUUUGAUAUCUGUAUGUUAUUCAAGCAUCAACUUGAUGAAAGGGGGGACACUUGUAAGCGUUUACUAGGAAUGAAUGAAUGCGCCCUUAGUAAGGCAUUCAAACUUGACAAGGAUGUGGCUCAGCUCAAGGAGGGGCCAAACCAGAUUUUACCCGAUCCUGAUGAUAUACGCAUCCUAGCUUCUCAAAGUAGGGCUUAUGCGCUUGACUUUAAUAUUGUUGCAAAAGUACGAUCAAAUCUUUUCCCUGAAAUUACAGUGAUUGAAGUUGACAUUUGCUCGGUAACAGGUGAUAUGCUUCUUUCUUACUUCAGUUCUGCUGAGGAUUCGGUUAUUAUAAGAAUACCUUUCCAGCCGAAUACAUCAUGGAAAGUAUUUAAAGACAGGUUUAAUGAUAUCAUAGAGGCAAGCGCACAAACAACCAAUCAAGAACGUACCACAAAUGUAAGAACAAAGGCGGAUCGACAGGAUUGGUGGAAAGAGAGGAGAGAAUUAGACUUAAGGUUGCAGAAAAUGUUAGAAUCGUUUGAAAAUGAUCAUCUGGGUGCUUUAAAGGGAAUAUUUAGUCCAAAAAAUUUUGAGCCGAAUGUGCUAGAAAAGUUCUCUUUGGAUCUUAAAGAAGUUUUGAACUGUAACUUUAAUAAAGAAACUGAACUGUUUAAUUCUCGUUUGUUUUUGGCCUUAGGAAACCCAAAGGAGUGGAGCUCAUCCGAUGAGUUAAAUAAACUUAUCAAAUACGUUACAGCAAACAAAUUACUGGACGUUGAAGGUGAAAGUCUUCUAAUCAGAAAUCUGCUUGAAAAAUAUUACGACAGUGACCAGCAGCCGCAAGAUCAACAUAUCAUAUUGGUACCUUCCAAAGAUUGUUUAGAGUUUCCUUGGGAAUCACUUCCAAUUCUUCAAAUUAGAUCAGUUUCAAGAAUGCCUUCUUUGGAAAUGUUAAAUGAAUUGCUGGCAAGAUCAAGCAAAACACGAUACUCUCUCAAAACUGACAAGGUUUUCUACCUUCUCAACCCUUCAGGAGAUCUAACUAGAACGAAAACUACUUUUAAAGAGAAGCUAGAGUCAAAAACCAAAUGGAAAGGGAUUACAGACGAAAGACCAACAGAAUCUCAGUUCAAGGAAGGCUUACGAAACGAUCUGUUGAUCUACUUGGGUCAUGGAAGCGGUCAACAGUACAUCAAAUCCAAGACGAUAAAGAAACAGAAUAACUGCAGCAGUUCUUUGUUGAUAGGCUGUUCGUCUGGGGCUCUAAAGGGAAAUAAUAGUUUAUUGGAACCGUACGGUCCAGUCUUUGAUUACCUAAUUGCAGGGGCUCCCAUGGUACUGGUCAAUAUGUGGGAUGUGACAGAUAAAGAUAUUGACAAGUUCACUGUAGGGGUAUGUGAUUUCUGGGGGCUUUUUGAGCCUUAUCCGAAGGAAAUGAAUAUCUGUGAAGCAGUUGCACGUUCUCGGGAUCUGUGUACAUUAAGAUUCUUAAACGGAAGUGCACCAGUAGUUUAUGGGCUUCCAUUAUAUCUGACGCACUGA